AUGACCUACCGUAGGCCCGGGCUCAUCAGCUCGUUUGGGCACUCCAUCGCUCCUGACGGCGCUGCUUAUCACUAUUCGCGCCCUGGCCUGCCGCCUGAUCCUACGCUUUGCAUUCAUGAGACCAAUAACGAGAUUGAACAGGAUUCCAGCGACCUUAUUGCCCAAGCCGAAUGCUGCUAUGUGGCGAUCUGCUGCUCAGAGGAGGUCAGUGUCAGAGAUGUACUAUUUGCGGACCAGAUCAUCUCGCAGCGGCUUGCCACCAUUUACGCCGUCCCCAGCGCCACAACGUCAGGGAGGUCGCCGGUUGUCCAGACGACCUACCGCGUUGCUCGGUUCUUCCGUGCACUGAAAAUUUUUCUUCUAGAGCUCGACGAUUACUACACCUGUCUUACCAUAUUCGCCACGCCUCAGACCCCGCCUGGCAAACCUCCGUAUAUCGGUCCCCACUUCAUCAAGUUCACCAGGACGGACGGAUCACAAGUGACGCUCGAGUACACUGAACGCCUGUCGGCCAACUAUCCUGCGAAGGUCGUGUUUUUAGCGCUCGCUGACACGGGUUCUGGGACGAAGUCGACGGUGGUGGUCAAGUUCACGUACGAGUACUCGCUCGAAGGCCACAAGGCCCUCCCGAAAUGGACCCGCCACUUGCGCCGAAGCUGUGGUUCUGCGGGAGCAGGUCGAGAGCGUGAGCAACGUGUACGUUGUUGUUAUGGACUUCGUUCGCUACUGCGAUCGCGCGCUGUCGGCAACCGACCGGGAGUGUGUGCGCGAUGCAGUGCGGCUGCUCCACGCCAGGGACCUCGUAUUUGGGGACCUGCGCGAGCCGAACGUGCUACGGCGCCCGGAGGGCGGAGCGAUGCUUAUCGACUUUGA
Molecule: messenger RNA, 873 nt
Organism: Phanerochaete carnosa HHB-10118-sp
Lineage: Eukaryota; Fungi; Basidiomycota; Agaricomycetes; Polyporales; Phanerochaetaceae
Exons: 2
Coding region: 1-873 (290 amino acids)
Source: RefSeq, a predicted model, not a curated record